UCAGGGUUUUACAUGUAAUGUAAGACGUGUAAAUUGGGGUUGUUGUCCCAAAAAAGUAGAUUAUAAUAUUUUAUUAAUAAACGCUUCAUGUGAAGUUGUGAUGCCCACUACUCAGCUUGUUGCAGUUCAGAGGACUAAGAGUUUACUACAAAGAUGGCUGCCUUUGUAGUCAAGAGCACCAAAAGCUGUGGUUGAUACAGUGCCAAAAACGUAAUCUCUUGUCUGUUUGUGCUAACAAAUCUACACGUGUGAGGUCUACCAAUGUAUGUGGUCUCCACAGAAUUCAAUUUGUAUUUCUUUACAUAUAAAACAAUAUAUAUUUUAAUUGAACUUUUAGAAAGGUGGGCGGUGUGGCUAGUCAAUGCACUCUGCAAUCCAGUAGAUGGCGACCAUGUGCCAUACGCUGAUUGACAACCACGUUGACGCAUUAAAAAGGGAAGAAGAGCAACUUCCGUCUCCGCCAAGAAAAUAUGCACGUCUUAUUUUCCCCCUACACUGAGAUUAUGAAAUAGGAAACAGUUUACUAAAGAGAAGUCGAGGUACUGCUGUUACCGACUAGCAGCCGUUUUUUUUAGUUCAAUAUAUUUUACGUCGCUUCCUGCGUCAAAAUGAAGAAACGAAGCUCAGAAAAACGACGCCAUGUGGUGUCGUGGCUGAACAAAGCUGAGUGGACCCAGGUUCAGGAGUAUCUUUACUCCAAAGACCCUGCCCUACAAAAGUUUGCCCUGCAGAGAAUCAGCGCCUGGAAGUGCCGUUACGCCGGCAGCAGUCCCGUGGCUGUUGACUGCACCGCGGACCUCGUGCGGUGUCAAGUCCUAGACCGGUUCGGGCAGCUAAACUCGGACGACCUGGUCCUGCUUUACGGAGCAGCGCUGGUUCGGUUCGUAAACCUGAUCACUGAGCGUCAGCAAGGGAAGGUCGCUCGGCCUCUGAGACGGCUGGCCGGAAACCUCAACAUCCCAGAGUGGGUCGUCGACUUAAGGCAUGAAGUGACCCACCGUAAGCUCCCCACUCUGAAGUGGUGCAGAAAGGGGUGCAAUGUGGUUCUGGAGUGGCUCCAGCACGAAUACUGGUCUAGGCAAAUGGGAGGAGUUGGAGGACCUGAAGGUGAGGACUGGGAGUCACAGUUAGACGGAGAAGAUGAGGAGAUGGACUUAAGGCGCCAGGAGGAUGAACUCAUAGCUCUACAGAAAGAGAGGGAGGGCUUUAAAAAGGCUAGGGAACUUCUCAUCUCCUUUGAGAAGGUGCAGUUCCAGGUUCCAAAUGAAGUCCCGCAGGACAGAGAUGGGAGUCCUUUGCCUUUUGCAGACAUGAGCUGGUUACUGGGUGAAAUUAAGCAGUUUGCCUUAGAGUCAAGCGAUUUGCUGAUUGAUGCAAUGUUGGAAGAUGGAUUUCUGGUUCCGACUGUGGAACAGCUGGAAGCACUGGGCUGCGAUUUUUUUUUUCAGCCAACUGAACCCAGACUUCCUCAAACCUUCCUACGUUUUUGGCUGCCUCUUCUGAAGAUGCUCAACUCUCCUGCCUUCAUCCAUCUUCUCCUUGAGAAGGUUUUUGCUGAGCUGAAGCUGCUCUUUAACGAGCAAAGCAACCACAGGGUUUUCUACCUGUCUGCCUGGAUCUCCGAAAUUAUUCUUUGCAACAGCAAAAAGGUUGAAUACCGCUUUGAAACCAAAAACCAGAAGAAGUCCCGACUAAAGGACAGGAUCUUUGUGAACCGCCUUCAGCUGAGGUGGCAGCAGCUGCUGUCAGCCUGCCUGGAUGCUCCUUGUGUAAGCACCCCACAUUUGCUCCAGUUGAUCAUGGAUGACAUGGAACAUCCUCUGCCAGUAGAAACCAGAGGGAAGCUGCUCCAGCUUUGCUCCAUCUACACACAGACCUCACACAGUAACUCUGAUCCUUCUCCCGAGCGACACAAACAGCCCACGUACACAUUGGAGAGUCUGAAGCGUUCACGGCAAAAUGGACAUUCACUGCGUCCCAGGGACAACUCCGAACAGAAUGAAUCCUCGCAGGAGUUCAUGUCUGUUGACGCCUUGGCUGAAACAGCAAAGGUGCUCAGAGGUUCUCCGUGGCAAGUGUGCACGGACAGGGUUUUAUGGAAAAACCAUCCUUUGGGUAAAGUCCCUGGACAGUCAGACGACCCUUCGUGUCUCAUGGUGGAAAACUACUCAACAAUGACAGUGUUUGAUCAGCCAGUGGAGAUGGAGAGGAACAUGGGACACAGUGCUGCUGGGGUGUCGGCACCAGUGAGGACAGGUGAUGGCCUCCUCUGGAGCCACAGUGAUCUAAACAAGCUGAAGACAGGACUGCAGCUCUUUUAAACUGCAGGCUUUGUAAAGCUGCCAAAUACAGACAUUCCUCUGCUCACUUAUCAGUAACACUGUCACCUUUGUUUUGAUACUUGUAAGAAAGCAUUAGGAAAUAUGUUAGAACCAGAUUGUGGCGACAUUUGUUUAAAUUAUUUUCUUUUUUUUUUCUUUCCCCAAAGUCGUUUUGGAUCUAAGAUGAGUGAAAUGUUUCAUUUGAAAUCAGUAAAUCAUGUGAUUAUUUUAUCAAAAAUGCAUUUGAUUUUUCUAAAAUAAAAAUAAUGUGCUUUCAAGUGUUUCAGUUCUGUCCACAUAAUAAUGCACUUACCUUAAUAUGAAAGAGGACAAGGAUAUGUUGACAUGACACAAGAUUCUGUUUGUCCAACUUGUUUCAACCUAAUAAAAACAGACAUCAAAUAUGCA
This is a messenger RNA of Cynoglossus semilaevis (tongue sole), 2729 nucleotides long. RefSeq names its product LAS1 like ribosome biogenesis factor (gene las1l). NCBI's taxonomy places the organism in Eukaryota, Metazoa, Chordata, Actinopteri, Pleuronectiformes, Cynoglossidae. The transcript has a single exon. Gene Ontology annotation, molecular function: endonuclease activity. Gene Ontology annotation, cellular component: preribosome, large subunit precursor; Las1 complex. The record is from RefSeq and is a predicted model, not a curated record. The coding region runs from base 609 to 2321 and encodes 570 amino acids. Gene Ontology annotation, biological process: maturation of LSU-rRNA; maturation of 5.8S rRNA.